AUGGCAAUCAGAAACCAAGGAAUACCUACAGCUCUGAAAGAAAAGAAUUCUGGCAGUUGGAAGCCCAAGAAUAUCUACAGCUAUGAAGGGAAAGCAAGGACACUACUCCUGUUCCUAGUGUCCAACCUGCUCUUGUGGGAGAAUGCAGCCUCUGCACCUACCUGUGUCAAGAGGGAUCUGGAUACCCAGAAGUCCUUAGAGAGACUAGUUAAAUUGGCCACCUUUAUGUCUAAGAUGAUCAAUAUCCAAGCUGGAGAAAUAUUUACUGAAUUUGAUAAACAGUAUGCCCAUGGCAAGAGGUAUAAUGAUAGGGUCCCUGACAUCUGCCCCACUGAUUUUUUUGAAACUCCAGUAAACAAGGAGCAAGUUCUAAAAAGCAAUCCAGAAGUACUACUGCAAUUGGUAUACAAUCUACUGUAUUCCUGGGGCGACCCUCUGCAUCAUCUUGUGAAUGAAAUACCUAUCAUGCAAGGAGAUCCUUAUUCUAUUCUCUAUAAAACCAGACAGAUGAAGGCAAAAUUUGAAGACCUCACGGAGGGAAUUAAAAUAAUACUCAGCGAGAUUGGAGAAAAAGCUAAUGAGAGCUACCUUGCCUGGUCUGGGCUGACAGCCUUGCAGUCAAGCAAUGAAGAUGUUCGCUGUUUUACCUUUUACAACCUGUUCCGCUGCCUUCUCAAAGAUUCCCACAGAAUAAACACUUUUCUCGAGGUCCUCAAGUACCAAAUCAUCCAUGAAAACAACUGCUAA
Messenger RNA from Peromyscus californicus insignis, 747 nucleotides. Its product is annotated as prolactin-2B1-like. The transcript has 5 exons. NCBI's taxonomy places the organism in Eukaryota, Metazoa, Chordata, Mammalia, Rodentia, Cricetidae. Bases 1 to 747 code for a protein of 248 amino acids. Gene Ontology annotation, molecular function: prolactin receptor binding; hormone activity. Gene Ontology annotation, cellular component: extracellular region. Gene Ontology annotation, biological process: positive regulation of lactation; positive regulation of cell population proliferation; response to nutrient levels. The record is from RefSeq and is a predicted model, not a curated record.